Messenger RNA from Tigriopus californicus, 5955 nucleotides. RefSeq names its product protein Tob1-like (gene Tob). Gene Ontology annotation, biological process: regulation of gene expression. Bases 1483 to 3201 code for a protein of 572 amino acids. The record is from RefSeq and is a predicted model, not a curated record. NCBI's taxonomy places the organism in Eukaryota, Metazoa, Arthropoda, Copepoda, Harpacticoida, Harpacticidae. The transcript is spliced from 2 exons. Gene Ontology annotation, cellular component: nucleus; cytoplasm. Gene Ontology annotation, molecular function: transcription corepressor activity.
GACUUCUCCUUCUCCACCACUAGGACGUCUGUCCUACAACAACCCGAAGACACACUUGCCAGUGUAAGCGAGUAGGGUUCUGACUGUAGCCGAGUUCGGUUCCGAAUGUGGAAGAAGGAAGACGACGAAGCAAUUUCAAAUAAUAGCCAUGAAGAAGAACGAACAACUUUGAGAGUUGAUUUUCAAGCGUGAUAGGCGGUCGAUUUUGUACUCGGACUUUGAUAAAAAAAAACCUCGAAACCCUUUGUGUUGCUCGAAGUGAUCGAAUCGAAACUCCUUGUCAGGGUGGUGACGACAACCGGAUACCACAUUCAAGGCACUUAACCACAUCUUUUGCAAUCCCUACGCCUACCCUCAACUCUAUUCAAACUUAAGGAACAGCUAGGCGUUGGAGCCCCUCAAUUGUCUGAGUCCAAACGUGAACCUCAAGUGUCAUCAUCGUUUUUUCAUUGUCGCCCCAAAGCGUCUUUCUCGUAUGUGACAACUCACUCUCAUUUGCAAUACUUCACAACAAGAUCAUCCACACCCACCUCAUCCCCAUCGACCUGAAAGGCAAGGGCACAAGAAGCCUUUCCCUCGCUUGUCAAUAUUAGAGUUUCGACGGAUUUGAGCCCCAACGAUUGGAAUCUUCAGCUCUUUCACGAUUGUCAUCAUUCGUAUACAAUAGCUCUCACCCAACAUUAAGCGCUGAAAUAAACAUUGUUGGUCUGUACUUGCUUCCGCCAACCUGGAAAGCCAAAACGACGAAUCCGAAUAGCUCACAUACCCACCCUUGUGUGGCCUUACCGAAGGAACACCAAUACUGCUCUCGUCAUCUGCCAAAGAAUUGUCUUCGUUUGGUGCUGAGAUCAUACCUGUGAUUGGUGACCAUUGGCUCGUGUCAUUGCCCUGGGGCUGACUUCUUCGCUUUGCUGCUCGAAUUAGUUUAUCUCCGAUCAUCCUUGAGCUCAGACGAAUUCAUUUUUUACACAACCAUUCAAGACUGAAACUACAAACCAAAUCAACCCUGGGAUUAUCCUUCGCGGACAAUUGGAGAAAACAUUCAUCUGCUUCCCUGGUAAUCGAACUUCGAAGACGAAUGAAUAGAUGGUCAUUUGUGGAAGAGGCCAUCGUUUUAUUCCGAUCCCGCGUGUAUUUGUGAUUGAACCAAAUCUACCCAGUACAAAUUAUCUUCUCGGCGCAUCCUGACCUUGAAUGAUUAAGGAUAGAAUCACUCGUCGUUGUCAAAAUCCGUCUAUUUGUCAGUGUUGACAGUUGAUCGUUCAAGUGGUGCCCAGACCCAAGUGCCCUCCCCCUCACGUGCUGGAUGUCAUAACGCCAAGGUCUUUGGUCCUUUGGUCCCACGAAGACAGAAGCUAUUUGUAGCAUCGACUUCCUGCUCUUGUCCCUACGCUUUUCCGAGAAACAAUCUUGACCCGUCGGCUGGGUCACACAAAUCUGACUUCAUUCAAUUUGGUUUGUGGCAGGAGCAAUCAAGUACCUAUGGAGGUCAAAGUGGCUCAAAACUUUGUCUUGAACUUCCUUUACAAUAAAUUGCCCAGGAGGCGUGUCAAUCUUUUCGGCGAAGAGCUGGAGACUGCGUUGCUCGAUAAGUUUCAAGAUCAUUGGUAUCCAGACAAGCCUUUCAAAGGAUCUGCUUUCCGAUGCCUCAGGAUCACUGAUCCUAAUGACCCCGUUCUGAAUCGGGCUGCUAGGGAGUCGGGCAACCCACUUUCUGACAUCAUCGAAAAUCUUCCCGCUGACUUGGCCAUCUGGAUUGACCCGGGAGAGGUAAGUUAUCGGAUUGGAGAGAAAGGGUCCGUCAAGAUCUUGUACUCCAAGAAUGACCCCAUCGUUCUCGUUGGAGAUGGACCUCCCUGUAACAACGGGAGUAAUGGAUCCGGCUACGGAGGUAUUAGUCCGGGUCUUCAAACCUCGUCUUCCACCUCCAGUGGUGCCUCCGAUGACUUGAAUGCUGAGAUUGCCGGAUUCUUGCCCUUGGACAACUUGAACGUUGCCAUGAGUGCCCUGUCUUGCAACCACAACUCGUCAGUUGGCCCUCCUGUCCCACCAUCAAUCAACUCUCAGCAGAGCCAAGGUGGUCCACCUGUCCUGAAUCAGGGCGUACACAGCACGAGCAGCAACAGCAACUCGAUGAACCUAAAUAAUGGAGGGGCUGGAGGAAAUGGACCCAACAGUAAUGCAAGUGGCACUGGAAGUGCAGGUGGCGGCAACGGAGGAGGUAAUAGCCAUGCCUUGCAUAAUAAUGGUCCUCCGCCUGGACUUAGUAAUGGUCCAAGUGGGCUAAGCGGAAAUCCGGUGGGCAGCAAUACUGGGUUCACUCCAUUCCAACCUCGUCCUCACCAUCAACCAGUAACUUACACGGCAGGGACAUUCGCCCAGACAAAAUUUGGUUCCACCAAGCUCAAAACUAAUGGGAAAAAGACAAACCGAAUGUCUCCAACGGAGUUCUCCAAUUACAUAAAGCAGCGCGCUUUACAAAAACAAAACUCCGUGGGUAGCCAAUACAACAGCACCCCGAUGAGAAUAAACGGUGCAGUGGGAAACAACGCGGGUUUUCGGCCUUUGACCAAUUCCAGUAGCAACGGUUUCUUCAACCACCCCUCCCAACAACCUUCUCAUCAUUCUCAAGUGUCGCCUCCCACCCAUCCGCAUUCGGCCAAUAACAUGAAUUUCGGCAACAGUCGCAACAAUAUUAAUAGCAACCCCGACUCCUACUUCUUUCCACUGUUCCCAGAUCGGUCUGGAAGUGGUGGUAAUUCCAGUGGGAGUGGCUCCAGCAACGGUUCUAUUAACAAUACAAUUGGAUCCACCCCAUCAGCCUUCCAUCAGCAAAACAGUUUUGGAGGAUCUUCGGCCAACUCCAGUGGGCUCACUCAAAACCGCUCUAACAAUCCGUGGUCUUCGGGUAUGGACAGUGACACUGAGGCCAUUCUUCAGGACAUCCUCAGCGUGGGACUCUCUUCAAAGCCGUCUCCAUUCAGCCGUGGCAGCAGUGGGUUCUUUUCCGAGUUGAAUGGCUCCUCGGACUUUGGUUCCAGUUUGGCAGGCAAUCUGCUCUCAGACCGUUUUCCCAACUUCAACGACGAUUCCAACAAAGGUAUGCUCGGAGACACGUUGAACUCGGGUCGUGGGGGCAACAACUCGAACAACAGUUCUGGGAAUGAGAAGUAUCACCAACGAGUUCUAGUUGCCAAUUGAGGGAUCAACACAAUUCUGUGUGAGCAAGACAAAACUAUUCAUGGGCAAGAAACACACCGGUCAUAGUAAACCAUCACUCUUAAACUAAUGCUCCUAAAAAGUAUUUUUGUAUAUUUUUUGGAUUUUUUACCGUCCCAAGACGAGAUGAUUCUCUGACCAUUCAUAAUAGUUCAUGGAUCAGAUUGAAGAGUUGCAGGACAAAGUAUCGGUUUCACCCCACCCUUUAUGGCUGUUCGAAUGUUUUACGACCUUGAUUGCGUGUUCUGUACUCUUUUCUAAUCACAAUCGCAGUUUUUCUUGGAGUUUCUCGGUUACAUCAUGACAAGUGUAAUAUUUAGAUCCCCAAGAGAGUGUCUUCUCUCUCCACAACUCAUUUCAUGUUCCACCGCCGCAAAGGCCGUUCCAAAUUCCCCCCUGUUUCAUAAAUCUGUCGAAAACCAAACCAUUCUUUGUGUUUUUCAAAUGUACAAUGACGAGAAAAAAAGAUUAGAAAACUCCCCAGAGUAAGAUUGAACCUUAUCCAAUGAUAUAUAUUCUUGUUCGCAAGAAGACAGUCGAAUUGAAAAAAAGUUUAUUUUAAUAUCCUGGUCAUUUUUGCAGAACAAUACUAUACUCCUUUCUUACUUUCAUUAUUAUCAGUUGUGUUGACGCUACUACCAUCCCACCACUAUUAUAGCUAUUGCUACUAUCAUUUUUAUUGCUACUGAUGCAAGUCAUAUCAAGCUCUUAGACUAAUGAAUUACUUUUCGUAUCCUUCAUUUUGUGGCUUUUGUAGUGGGGUGCGCAACCAGAAAAAAUAGAGAAAGGUAAUACUCCUCAAAACCAAUAAAAGGAAGUUAUGUUUCCUCUAAAUAUGAUUUCCUGCCCCAUUCCCUAACUUUUUGAUAAGGAUUAUGGCGAAUUUAUGUAUUAUGGUUAUUCCUAUGAUUACCAUUACACUCGGUGAACUUGAAAACGCUUGAGAUUUGUGUGGCCCUCCAUUUCUGUAGUCGCCUUGAUGAUCCUUUUUCAGUCGAUGGUCAAAGAGAAUGUGUCCCCAGCUGAUUUUUACCGGUGAACAUUCUGACGGUCUUGCCCAUCAUCGCUGUCUUUUUCCCACCCAACUCAACCCAACCACGCUUUGCAGGUCUUCAAGGCCAAGUUCCACGAACACGCCCUCUUCCCGCCCCCCACUCCCACCCACCCCCACCCCAAACAAGACCGUUUGAAUUUCUGGUGGUAAAUACCGUCCUACGAAUCAUGAUAGCAAAUAGCGCUUUGUGGAAAAAACCAAAAAGAUGAUUAUAUAUCGAUAAAUAGUACUCUCUAUUCAAAUACUAUUUUCCUGUAUACGUUAACCCAUGCCCAAGAAGGCGAGUAGAGGCUCCAAACCCUUUGCGUUUGGGCAUUAUUUUCUCUCCCUCUGAUCUGUUCUCUCCAAUGCUACCAUUUCCAUGUUGUAUGUAAAGUAGUUACCCAGAUAGUUUUUGUAACGAGGCCCUUAUUUUUGGACGGAUUUCAACUCUUUAAACACCUUGUAGACACAGCACACCAUAACAACAACAAUAACAACAAUAAUAAGAACAACUAUAAUAUAAAUGAUGAUAAUAACAAGAAGUAUAGAAUACAGAUUAAUAUUUGACAAUGGUCAUUCCAGUUCUUCACACCAAUAACUCAAACAUGCCACGCUCUACAUACAUCCAUAUUUUACAAAGACCUCAUCCCCUUUCUGCAGUUUUUAAUUACACACUUUUGUGAAUUGAGAGUAAACUUAGUGCUCCGAUAUUUAUCCAUAUUUGGUAGACUUGCACUGCAAGCAAAUUUCAAUGUUGGUAUUUUGUGGUGCGUUUUUAGUACCCCAAUACAAUUAAAGAGGAAAAAGAAAAUCACCACACAACAUUAAUUCUAAAAAGAGAUCUUGUGGCACAACGGCCAAAGAAACGAUGGAGCAAGUGUUAUGAUGAAGCAUUUGUUAAUUUUUUACCAAACCAAAAAAAAUAUUCUAUUCCUCUUCUAAAUAUAUUCUAAGCUCUUACUCCAUGUAACCACCCCACCAAGUUCCGAUAGACAGAAUGAAAGGCAGAAGGUUUCGCCAUUAACAAGCACGCCCAUUCCUUCUUUUCGAGUUUCCUUGCUGUACUGUUUACUAGUCGUUAUGCAGUACUUCAGGGUCAAUUUCGUUGCUCAAAGAGUGCACAAGACACACGAUCUUUACUUGAAACAUACGAUCCUUUUCACUUUUGAGUCGCAGCCCAUGUGGCUUUGAUCAUGAGGUAACCUUUGGAAAGGCCAGGCAGUCCCAUUAUUCAACGGUAUGUAGCCCUUGAGCGAAAAUUAUGUCAUUAAUGAUUCAACAUUAGGGUGAAGUGUAUUUGUUAUGAUUCGAAUGUGAACUCUUUGUAUGGAACAGAUUAAAAUGCUAUUUCUUGUAUAUUUGUAAACCAGGAGGAUUUCCACUCCCGCUAUUAAUACCUUAGAAAGUGUCUGAAUGCUUCUAUAUUCUCAUGAACUUCAUCAUUAUCAACACUAUCAUCAUUAUUAUUAUUACUAUUAUCAUUAUCAUCAUCAUUAUAAAGAAUAACAUUAUUGUUAGUAGUUUACCACUACUACUACUACUACUACUGCUACUACUACUCCUACCAUUACUACUACCACAACAGCACACACCACUACAAAGAAUUAGUAUAAAGAUUACUAUUUACCACAAAUUAAUAUGUUUUGCUUACUACAAACAAAUAUAUUAUACCAGAGUUUUGAAAUAAAUCCCUAAAAUCA